CAGGAAAACUGCGGAGACCAUUCCAGCCACUCGAAUUCCACUAUUUACAUCGGAAAACAAAGGAAUUUCCCAGUAAUCGCGUCGAAAAUCGGUACAAAAGUGCAUUCAACGCCGCCGCAACGUGAAAUUAAGAUGAGAAUCGAGGAUACAACGGGAAAAUGAAUAUUUGAUAUUGACUACGUAGAAAGGCGAAUUUCGAGCAUCAAGCAACACACACCGAAUAAAAUAGCGUCAAGCAAGUUAAACGCCUAAGUAAUGGAAUGUGAUGUAGAGAAUUUGGAAGUAUCACCAAGUGAUUAUCUGCAGCAGCAGCAGCAGCAACAAAAACAGUCACCAACACCUCCGCCGCUGCUCCAACAUGCCUCCGACGACAAAGAUCCGCUAGAAUUUAGUCAGCAGUCGACGUCGCCCACUGCCGAUGCCGCGCUCGACCGACAAAUUUUCCAGCAGGAAUCUGGAAGUAGUAUUUCGUAUGUCACAACGAUGCCUGGCAUCAUCACGACGACAUCAACAACAACCACCACCACGACAAAAGUCCCCCCGGCGGCAGUCGUUGUGCCCGCCGAAACGACGAUAAUUGUCGAGAAACCGGCAAUUUCGGUUGCCAUUACGCCGCCCCGUCACACGCACCAUCUGCGGAAACCCGUCCCAAAGCCCAUCGCGACCCCCACGACAACGACGUCACAAAGUCUCAAGUCGAACCAUCAUCAUCACCAUCGAAAAACGUCAAAUUCGUCGUCGUCGUCGUCAUCUUCGAAUAUCGCUGCCGAACAAACGCAAGCGUCGACAAUGCGCGAAGUGCUGGCCUCGAUUCCGGGCUUCAGCAUAAAGCCGAGUCGACGGAGCAAGAAGAAAAUGUCGACCGCUGCCCAAUUAGCUCAAACUCACGAAGGUUGUAUUGACUUGGAAACACCAGACUCAAUAUUAGUUGGAACUAAUUUACGUGCAUUAUUAAAUAUUAAUACGUUUUCUAUACUACCACCGUUGUAUCAACACAAGCUGAUUCAGUUGUUGCCGAGUGUCGAUCGACCCACGGAACCGAAAAUUCCCGCGGAAAAUGCCACGGAGGCAGCUGCUGUACCACAAUCUGUAGAAUUAAAACCGUCUAGCUUAAAUAAUGAAUUUUUUGCACGAGCUUGCUUGGAGUGGAAGGAACGAUUAUCGGAAGGUGAAUUCACGCCCGAAAAUCAGAUAAAACUGAAAUCCGAAGCGGAAAAGGAAAAAUCAAAAUUAGACCCGUGGAAGUUGAAGCAUUUCGAGCCAAUUUGGGGCGAAAAGGGCGCCACAACGGUCUCAACCACGAGCAUCUUGAAAAGUCAGAUGAAAGAGGAGAAGCCCGAUGUGGAUCGUCCUGCCCUCAAAACCACGAUAAAACUACGUCCAACGACAUCGAUUGCCUCCAGUUCGACAGCGACGCCGUGCUCGAUCGCGUCCAUUGUCAAAACGACGACGUCGUCGCCCCUCAAAGUGACGUCGCCGACGAAACGAACACGUACUAUUGGUGCAAUGACACGCGCAACGUCUGCCGUUCUUCAACAAGUACCUGCGACGACGACGGCAACCGCGACAACCACAACAACCAACAAAUCACCAGCUGCCGUUCCCGACCUGUUGCCGAUCCGAACGACGAAACCGGUUUCGUCGCGCGGGCUCUUAUCCAUGGCAGACAGUUCGUUGCGACUCACGGACGAUGCCGACAAUACCAGACUUUCUUAUCCAGUGAAUCACCUCAAACGCACACUUUCCGCGGAAAAUGACGACGAAAACAUCUCCGCGAAGGUGUACAAGGCGGAAAAACGAUCGGAACAAACGUUGACGAUCACGAGCUACGAUUGCGGCGACAAUAACGAGCGAAAACACGAAAUUACGCUGAUCGAAUCGACAUCCAUGGACUCGGAGCAGUAUUCGGAGACGUCGAAUCAGCAAAAUUCCGGCGGAUUUUGUUAUGACGAGUCGUCGGGCACACCCUCGGAAAACAACAAAAGUGGGCCCGUGUCAAACUUUUCGGAAAAUUCGCAACUGGAAAAUCUCAACGAAGCGGAUUUGUUCUACAAAUCGGACAAAAGUACGGAUCAGUCACCCACGACGCUCGAAACGACGACAGAGGACAAUGGCACGACGGAACUGCAUGACGACAUCCAAUACAUUUACCAGAACGAGGUUAGUUGCGGCGCGAACGAAGAUAUUGCCGAAGAAGAAACUGUUGUGGAAGAGCAAAAUAGCAACAGUGGCAGUAAUAGUAGCAAUUCAACGGAAACCACGGGACUUAAUGCGGAUUACCAGACGAAUUUCCAUCAAAUUUCGCAAAAAGCCGAAUCUCAUGCCGUCGUUGAUGAUAAUCAAAUUGAAAUUGUAAGCUGUGAUAAUUUAGGAGAAAUUAUGCAAGCGUCAUCGUCCACAACGGCGAACGUGGAGGACGCGACGCAGUUAAUGGCUGGCAACAACGCGCACGAACGCGACACAACAACGAUGGAAGAGCUCGGCAUCAGUGUGCACAAUGAGGAGGAAAUUGUGGCAGAUUGCACGGAUGCCAUUGGUGAUGAAUUAAUGCCUUGUCUACCGAACAUGCAGAACAUCCAGCUGGAUGACCCCGAUCAAAUGGACGAACAUUUGACGGAUGCCGUGAAUUAUGUGCUCGAAUCCGGAGAAAUGGCCGAAGAAACAAUUGAAUCCAAUUUGUCAGUUCCUGUCGAGGAAGAAAUUAAGCCGCAGCAACAACAACAACAAGUAUACGAAAUGCCUAAAAAUUAUAAUGCCAUUGCGACCAACAGUCAGGGUAUCACGCUCAUAUCGCCCCAUCCGAGUGUUCAAGCAGCUCGAAUCCAAGAACAACAACAACAACAACUGCAAGUUCAGCAUCAGAUUCAGCAGCAACAGCAGAAACAGGCUUUGAACGUCAAACAUCACAUCGAUGGCACGACGACAUUCAUUAUGCCGUCAGCGGAUUAUGUGACAUUCGACAGUUCGAAAGCGGGAACGAUGAACCAGAGCGGCGGUCGAUUCCAAAAUGUCCGAAUUAUCCAACAAAGUCCCCAACCUUCGCCAUCUCCAACGUUGACGCCCACGCCGGAGCAAAUUAUGCAAGCGGAAAUACUGUUUGAAGCUCCGUCAACUGCAGAGGUUAAGUCUGAGCCGGAACAACAACCGACGGAAAUGGAAGUCAGUAGUUCAAUGAUCUCGACAAAUUCGGCGCCACUGCAAAAUUUGGCGGAUCAAAGUUCUCUGGUGAACAUCAUUCCGACAUCUAUGGGUGCCGGCAACAUGGGAAUUGUCAGUAGCGGCGGCAAUAUUAUCGUCGCCACAAGCAAUUCCAUCCGGACACCCAUCAAUCCCGCACAAUUCUCGACAAUUUGCAUUCCAUCAUCGGCCGGAGUUCCUAUCCACACUGCACCAACGAUCAACAAUACAACCAAAGCAAUACAAUUGAAUCAACAUUUUUUAAUUCAGAAGCAGCAGCAGCAACAGAACCCACAAGUGCAUCACAUAGCGACUGCAACGCAACCCGUAACGUCGGCAAUUCAGCACGUUCAGGCGAACAAUAAGCCCUUGCCGAAGCAAAUUAUCUACGCGCAUCAUCCGGGCACGACGACAAUCGUCACGGCAAAGGACAGUUCCGGACAGACGAUUCAGGUGCAGCAACCGAACGCAUUCCCCAACCAGAAAGCCAUCGUGACGAGUGUGAGAAUUCAGCAGGCAGCGCAACAACAACAAGCAGUAACGCAACAACAACAACAGCAGCAACAAACGACGGUUCCCGUGACACGAACAACGGCCUUUGCGCAACGCGUGACGCAUCAAGCCGCUCGUUUGCCCAUGGUACAACAACAGGUGACUGUGCGCCCGCAAAAGAAAGACACCAACAACAGUAUUACGAGUGUGACGAGCAACAAGGGACGCGGAGGGCGCUCAAAUACGGGAGGUCGUCCGCCUCCGGGUGCCGUCAAUCUCGAACGGAGUUAUCAAAUUUGCCAAGCAGUGAUUCUCAAUAGUCCCAAUAGGCAUCAACUCAAGGCACAACUGAGACCACCUCAGGAAUUCUUAGCUGCGUCAGCUGCUGCUGCGAAAAAUAAAAAUAGUUCAGCAAGUGACUCGACAACAACCACCGCUACAACGACGAGUAACAAAAAUAUUAUCGUCACGAAAGCCAUAAAUGCCGAAAAAGAACAAACCCAAUACGGAAAUGUCACAUCCAGUAAUAAAACAACUGUUCGUGCCCCAUUUCAACAGAAAAAGACUUAUAUACAACGACAACAAUCCCCCAACUUGAUCGUGCGUCAAGUGUAUUCAACGCAAGCACCUCCGCCUGGCACUUCAAUUAGCAAUCCCUCGCCGGACCUUGGCACGGCAUCUCUUGUAAAUAACGGCAACGGUCAAUACGUAUUAGUGCAACGAACGGGCAUCAUUCAGGAAAGUGGACAACAACGUGCCUCCAGUGCUCCGCCUUCAAGUCGUCUCGUUGGACCAGUUGUGCAGAAUCAGAUUCACGGAAUAAACGGCAUCCCAUUGAACAUCGCGGGUCGCGGGCAACGUCCUGCCUCCGUCGAUAUCGACACAAACAUCUCAGAUCAGAGUCCGAAUCCGGGCAUUCAAGCGGUUACGCGUCGUGGUCCCAACCAAGGUAUUCCUUACAGUGACGCCAGUACAGAUCCAAAUUUACAAAAUUUUGCAGUAACGGGCGAGAAUUCCAACUCGAGUUCCGCUUCCGGCUCAUCGGGCAUCGGCCAUGCAGAACACAACUGCCAUUGUUCGCUGAAUGCGAUGGUCAUUUGUCAGCAAUGCGGCGCAUUUACGCACGAAGAUUGUCAAAAGCAAAAACUAUGUGUUGCUUGUGUGAUUAGAUAAGUGAAGUGAAAAAACGACAAAAGAAAAACAGUGAGUGAAAAUAUAUUUACGAGAAAUGAAGAAUGAUGAAGAAAAUUUGUAAAUAUAAAAAAAAGAAAGAUUUUCGAAAGUGAGCAAAAAAAUACAAUCAAUCAAGAUUUUUAACAAAUUUUAAUUUUGUAGCGCCUGUUGUAGAUUGUAAAUGUAUGUAUUACCGAGCGGCGGUGUGUUGCACGCAUCUCCUCUCAUUUCAAAAAAAAAAAAGAAAAAUUUGUACAUAGAAACUUUCUUUCUAAAUCAAAAUGAUAAAAAAAAAAGAUAAAUCAACUUAAUUUGAAUGAAAUUUUGUAUUCCAAAAUGAAAAUGAUGUUCUUAACAUAUUUUUAUUAUUAAUUAUUAUUAUAAUUACGAUUAAUUAUUAUAUAAAAUAAUGCUUUUAAUCUAAACUUAAAAAUGUAGAAUUUAUUCAUUUAUCGUUAUUUGUACUUGAAAUAAUCUGUAAAUAUUUUAGUUUAAGAUUUUUUAUUAUUUUUUUCCGCAAUUCGAACACCAAUAUCAAAAUUUAUCUCUAAAGAAUUCACAAAAAAAUGACAAAAUAAAUUUUACUGUAUUAAUCAACGCAUUAUUUUUCAAAACUUUACAUUUAAAGCUAUCAGUAGAAAAUCACAUCAUCAUAGAAAUAGACAAAAAAAUUAAUAUUAAGCCAUUUUUUACACUCAAUAUUUAAUUUUUUUUCAUUAUUUUUUUGCCAUUUUUUCAUCAAAAUUGUAGUCGUUUAGAAAAGCCAUAAAAAAUUUAAUAUCUUUGUACAUAAAUAGAAAUUUUUCACAAUACCAACACACUCUCAGACACAUGGCAAGGCAUAAACUCAAUCAUAGUUGAUCAAUAUAUAGCAACCGUUGUAGCAUAAAAUUAAAAAAAAAAAAAUAGAGACCAGUUUUCAUACCACAAAAAAAAUAAACGAAAUAGAAUCCUUAAAAUAAAUUGAAUUGCGAACUGAUAAUUUUGCAAAAAAAAAAAACAAUAAUCAAUAAAAAAAUUAUUAUCGAAACUAUGUAACUGAUGUUAAAUGAAAAAAAAGCAUUAUUGAAUGAAUUUAAUAAAAAAAAAUACAAAAAUUUGUCUACCUUAAAAAAAUACAUACAACAUACUAAUAAUAAACAGAAAAUUAAUUUAAAUAAAAAAAAAUAUAAAUUAAUAGAGAAAAAAGACAAUUUUUGUGUUGGAUUGAGAAUUCGGUUCAACAUGAGAUUCUGUCUUGAAAGAAAAUAAGCAUAUAUGGCAUCAACUUAGUGUGUUGCAUUUGUAACCAGACGCAGAAACAAAUCUAAAUAAUAAUAAUGAAAAAAAAAUACACAACACUCAUUUAU
Messenger RNA from Culicoides brevitarsis, 6191 nucleotides. It is a transcript of the gene Asx, whose product is annotated as polycomb protein Asx. Gene Ontology annotation, biological process: positive regulation of transcription by RNA polymerase II; animal organ morphogenesis. Lineage: Eukaryota; Metazoa; Arthropoda; Insecta; Diptera; Ceratopogonidae. Gene Ontology annotation, cellular component: PR-DUB complex. The transcript is spliced from 11 exons. Gene Ontology annotation, molecular function: DNA binding; chromatin binding. Bases 256 to 4842 code for a protein of 1528 amino acids. The record is from RefSeq and is a predicted model, not a curated record.